Messenger RNA from Ruditapes philippinarum (Manila clam), 615 nucleotides. Its product is annotated as piercer of microtubule wall 1 protein-like. Gene Ontology annotation, cellular component: axonemal microtubule. Lineage: Eukaryota; Metazoa; Mollusca; Bivalvia; Venerida; Veneridae. The transcript is spliced from 4 exons. Bases 102 to 410 code for a protein of 102 amino acids. Gene Ontology annotation, biological process: axoneme assembly. The record is from RefSeq and is a predicted model, not a curated record.
GUUGUCAGUGGCAACAUAAACAACUGUUUUUAAUUCUGAACUAUUUUAGCAAGUUAACAAAUUUAAUAGGUAGCUUAUUUGGAGAGCAGUGAAAAGUAAUAAUGUCAAUGGAAGAUUCACAGCAGUGCGAACAGAUGGCUGCAGCAAAUGAGAAAACAUCAGAUUAUUACAGAACAAAAAAUAUACCAAACAGAUUUGAUAAUCCAACAUGGUUUAAGGGAUAUGGAGGUAAACCAGAACACCCUAUGUACAAGACAACAUCAAAUACUAUUGGUCAAAAAAACCCAUCUGUCCACACAAUGCCAACACAGUUCUAUUGUCGAUCACAGAAAUUUACUGAACAUUUAGGCACAUGUGGAAUGUACAAGAAUAAUUCGUUCAAUACAGCACUUGACAAAAGUAAAGUUUAACAGCAAAACAGACAUUUAAACAUAGAAAAAAAAUCAUGUACAUAAUUUUAUCUUUCUAUCAUUGUGUGAUAUAAACAUUUGUGACAUCUUGUAACCUUAAAUUUUUUAUCAGUUUCAUGCUGAUGAUAUGUUUAAAGCUUAACUUUAUUUAUAAAGGCAAGUAACAAUAUUUUAGAUAAAAAAAAAUACUUUUAAUUUUAUAACA